Messenger RNA from Trichoderma reesei QM6a, 600 nucleotides. RefSeq lists its product as uncharacterized. Bases 1 to 600 code for a protein of 199 amino acids. The transcript has 2 exons. The record is from RefSeq and is a predicted model, not a curated record. NCBI's taxonomy places the organism in Eukaryota, Fungi, Ascomycota, Sordariomycetes, Hypocreales, Hypocreaceae.
AUGGCAGAAUCAUCGGAUCAGUCUGAACCCAUCUACUUCUGGAGGGAAACAGAUCCCCAGACAGGCUAUCUCUCCCAAUGGUACCACUGUCCCUUUCGAGACGACAAAGACCCAAACAUCAUCUACGAAACAGCAGAACACUACAUGAUGUACCAAAAAGCACUCCUCUUCAACGACCAAGCCUCCGCACACAAAAUCCUCUCCAGAGGCCAAACCCCCCGCAAAGUAAAGUCCCUCGGCCGCAAAGUCGCAAACUUCUCCGAAGCGACGUGGAACGCCAAGCGCGAGGUCAUUGUCCGGCAGGGCAACUACCUGAAGUUCACAAACGCCGUCAAGGAAGUCGGCUUCUGCCGUGGCUCGGCUGCUUCGGCGGGCGAGCCGCUUGUGGGAGGGUCGUUGAGGGAGACGCUGCUGAGCACGGGGCAGAGGGAGCUUGUUGAGGCGAGUCCGUUUGAUGCCGUUUGGGGGAUUGGGCUGAAGGCUGCGGAUGCGGAUGCGGGUGGGAAUAGGGAGGCUUGGGGACUGAAUCUCCUGGGAAAGGCGUUGAUGGAUGUGCGCGAGAGGUUGCGGGAGGGGAAGGCGGCGGCUGCUCGUGUUUGA